This is a messenger RNA of Colletotrichum gloeosporioides, 747 nucleotides long. RefSeq lists its product as uncharacterized. The record is from RefSeq and is a predicted model, not a curated record. The coding region runs from base 1 to 747 and encodes 248 amino acids. The transcript is spliced from 3 exons. Lineage: Eukaryota; Fungi; Ascomycota; Sordariomycetes; Glomerellales; Glomerellaceae.
AUGUUUCAAUCAUUGUAUUUGGCGCUUGCCGUCCUGGCAGUCGUCCCAAUGGUCACCGCCGCGCCAAGGGUAGAUGUAAGCAAAACGAAUGCUCUCCUAACAAGCCCACCAUCAAGUCCUUCGCAAGACCUAUUCUCAUUCGAGUCAUGGAUCGAUGGCAUCAGCACAAAUCCCAAUGGAACCCACUUGUCAUCUGACGAGGCUAUCGCCGCCGCCAUUCGGACUCCAAUGAGUCGCGGGAAAGGCGUCGAGCAGCCAGACUUACAACGCAGGAAGUCUCCUGUCCUGAAAGUUCUUAGGAGAAGUCUGCUUCAGGUUCGCAAAGUUGUCAAGAGCACCAAGCCUGGCGAAAAGGGCUUGAAGACCGACGAGGCCUCAACAGUCGGGAUUGGCCUUGAAGGCGUCCAAUGCAACACAUAUCCGAGACAGCUUUCGGUGGUUUCCAACGUCGUAUUUUGCAUUGAGCAUUUAGCCCGGAUCGGGAACAAGCCUUGCUAUACACAACAGGUCACAAGCUACUGCCAAUCGGGGCCAGACUUCAUCAUCGGAUGGAGAAAAAUUGAUGAGCUGUCUAUAAACGCUCCGUCUUGUGCAGGGGUUGCUCGAAGUGCUGGUAGGAUCAUGGAUUUCUGCACAUUCAAUGGUAAGGUCAUGGGGCAGACAACGGCGUUCGAUGACCCUGCCGUAGGUGUAAUGAUCAGGGCUUUCCCUGAGGGCAAGCUCCCUGACAAUAUCACGGCUGAGUAG